AUGUCUCGCAAGAGACUCAGUACGGCUCAAUUACAACAUUAUCUCUGCCCAAUACUCCGGACAAAUACGUCGAAGCGCCUUUUCAACACCCUUCCAUCGCGACGGCCCCGAUGUCCUUCGCUGGUUCCGCUACAUACGAUAGCGCGAUGUCUCCAGGAACGCAACAGCACCACUUCUGCCAGACACUCGGAUGAGAGAAUCGAUCAAGAUAAAGACGCCAGUGGGGGACUUGUUAACGAACCGGCAAAGUAUCAUGGGGAAAACAAGACGAAAAAUGGUGGAAAACAUGCAUACCGGGGCGUACGAGUUGGAAGAAGACCGCCUCCAAAUGCGCCAGACAGCAUGAAAGUUCUUCCAACGAACGAGGUAGAGGACAAGCUUACCAAAAUAGCCGAGGUUACCGCGAAACUGCAGAAUGCGAUGCAGCCAUUAUAUGUCUUGUUACGGGAUCGUGGAAUCAAACCAGAUGUUCGACAUUAUAAGGCGAUUAUACAUUCAAAUUCGGACCCUGAGCAUGGAUCAUCAAUUACGGUGCGGAGCUUACUUGCGGAGAUGGAAGAGCACAAUGUUCCGCUUGAUGCUAGCCCACUACGCGCAGCGCUGCUGGCACUCGCUGUUCAUCCCGACUUCAUCCUGCGGCAGGACGUGCUACGGAUGCUGCGGAGCCGAUGGAUUACCCUUAGCGAGGAUGAUUGGCAUCACGUUGUGGCGGGCUUGAUUAGGGAGCACCAAUUCGAGCUAGCCCUGGACCAUCUCGCGCACAUGGGGAGGAAACACAUCGUCGUCAAAGACUGGCUACACAGUCUUUUGGUAUACAAUCUCCUUGAAUUCAACGAGUUCGAUCUGGUUCGUGAGCUGAUGGAGGCUCGUCUGAACCAAGGGCACGGUAUGAAGACAGAGUUUUGGAAUAACGUCCUUCACGCAGCAAGCAGAGCUCGCCAUCAUGGCUUAACAUCCUUUAUCUGGUGGAAGAUUGUGGAACUGAAGAAUUCUCACCCGGAACGCAUCGUUUGUGAGAGGGUUCUUGAGGUUGCAGCGCGCAAUAAGGAUACGCGGCUCCAGGCCGCUGUAGAGGCAAUACUAAGGCACAAUGGCGCGAAGCCUCGAUAUAAAGAUUAUCUGGGCUUGACGAGAGGGCACCUUGAAGACGGUGAUCUGUUUGCCGCACUUGACGUAUGCAUCGGGAUUGACCGACAUGUGCGAAUGAGGUGUUAUCGUUACAUCCGUGCCUAUUGCUUGACGCAUGAGGUACAUCCAUUGAAGAUUUGGAAUCGUCUCAAAGACUUGAAGGAGUUAGGACACACAAUACCAUCUGAAUCUGCUAUGCUCGUUGUUGAUCUGUGUGAGAAGGCCGCGGCCAGGGACCCGUUCAUUGUUGAUGACGGAGUCAGGAUUUACAAGGAGCUUUACGCACUUUGCGGCAAAAAUCCCUCAUUGGGAGUCUUCAACUCCUUGCUUGGCAUGAGCCGAACCGGCCGCAAUGCCCAGGCAGCCGCAUUCUUUGUGAAGGAGAUGGCAAAACUGGGUGUGGCCCCGACCGGAGAGACGUUUGAGCACCUGAUCUUUCUCUGUGUGAAGACCGGCAACUUUCAAUCCGCCUAUCUCUACGCCAAUGAUCUAUCCAAACGCGGGUUCAAGGUAAGAAACCAAACACGCAAGGAUAUGAUCCGUCUAUGUGAGGAAUCAAAGAACCGCGAUGAGUGGGCUGCUAAGAUGUGUGAGGAGAACAAGCGUCAGUUCUAUAGCCUAACAGAUAAACAAAGGGAGAAGCACAAGAGGGACAGGGAUAAAUACAAGGCAAGAAGAAGGGAGAAGAGAAGAGCACAGAGCAUUGCGGAGGCGAAAGAAGAGGAGGGCUGGGAAGACUACGAGCCCAGUCUCACUACCCCAGAGGAUCUGGAGGCCAAGUCUGAGAAGCUCAAUACGGCCACUGCGGAGGCCAAGGAUGGCAGUGAGACUGAGAGGCAGUCAUGA
Molecule: messenger RNA, 1974 nt
Organism: Aspergillus mulundensis
Lineage: Eukaryota; Fungi; Ascomycota; Eurotiomycetes; Eurotiales; Aspergillaceae
Product: pentatricopeptide repeat protein
Exons: 2
Coding region: 1-1974 (657 amino acids)
Molecular function (GO): protein binding
Source: RefSeq, a predicted model, not a curated record